Puccinia graminis f. sp. tritici CRL 75-36-700-3 is the source of this 2005-nucleotide messenger RNA. RefSeq lists its product as uncharacterized. Lineage: Eukaryota; Fungi; Basidiomycota; Pucciniomycetes; Pucciniales; Pucciniaceae. Gene Ontology annotation, biological process: regulation of transcription by RNA polymerase II. The transcript is spliced from 3 exons. The coding region runs from base 1 to 1725 and encodes 574 amino acids. The record is from RefSeq and is a predicted model, not a curated record. Gene Ontology annotation, molecular function: RNA polymerase II cis-regulatory region sequence-specific DNA binding; DNA-binding transcription factor activity, RNA polymerase II-specific.
AUGGCCAAGUUGACCGAUUUACCAGCCGAACUGGUCCACCGAAUAAUCGGGUACAUCUUGCAACCGAAAAACGAUCCGAUCUAUAUAGCGGCUCGCGAGGCAUGGGAUGGCCGGCUCAUCGAUCCUGAUGACCAUCAUCUGCUCGACCACAACGGGAUCACAGGGAUCAAACCCAAGCUACGACCGCAUCACGAGUUACAGGCUCGCGCGCUUAAUCCUCCCCGGACAGCCGCUCAGCGCAACCAGCAAGCUACUCCAGCAGCGUCACGAUCGCAUGUCUCAUGGCCCCAUGGUCUUCCUUCGAAUCCGUUGUUGCCCCUGUCGUUGGUCUGCCGCACCUUCCAAAAAUCCGCCCAAGAGAGACUCUUCAGAAACGUGCCUUUGUUGAGCCAACGCAAGGCGCGCUUGUUCCUCCAGACGCUCGCUAGUCCAGAUGAUCAAUCGGCUCAUAUUUCGGGUGGUGCGGACAUCGAUGGUCCAGACGCGCAGGCCGAUGGCCAAGAGGACGAGGCCGAGAAGCCCCGAUCAUCUCGAAUCGAUCGUCCUCGUCUGAGCAGACUCGCCCAGCAUGUCCGCACUCUACAGCUGAUGUGUGUCGGGCCCUGUUUAAUGGGCGGCGGCGGGCUGUUGUGUGAGAUCAUCGAGAGCUGUCCUUUGCUCGAAAACGUCGCGAUCAGCACAACCUUCUCGAUCGACUGUCGGGAGCCUCUCCUGGAUGCGCUUGCGAGUCGCCGACAGAUCAAGGAGUUUGUGGUCAUCGACAGCAACUACAACUACGGCGGCGGCCGCUCGAGCUUUCGGUGGAGCCUGGCCGACUUGAUGUGUCGAUUGUUGCCACACUGGGACUUGUUGGAGACGCUCGACGUUGUCGAGCUCGUCGGGGGCUGUUUGGAGACCAACAGUCGGCCGGGCUCGGUCCAACAGCCGAUCCCGAUCCUCAAUUGUCCGCUCCGGACGCUGAUCUUACACCAGCCUGAGAUCGACGAGAAGGAGCUCUCGAUGCUCCUCAAGAGCUUCCGGGAGAGCCUGCGGACCCUCGAGAUCAUCGGGCCUGCUUACAGGAUCGGCCGGGCUGCAAUCAACCGGGUCCUGAAGGAAUCCACGAGCCCACUGCUGGAAUGCUUGUCCCUCGACUGGUCCCACUACGAGCAGCCGAUCGAACCUCUCCUGGACGGCGUCGAGUCGGACGACCCUGACACCUCCCCCGGCCUCCUCGAUCUCCUCUUCAAGUCCCCCACCACCCUCAGGAACCUCAAAUCAUUGUCCUUCGUCGGCUCCGUCGCUACCCAUCGCUUGUUCGAACGCUUGCCCGAUUCUCUCGUCAAACUCGCGUGGGAAAAUUGCGAGAUUUGUCCAUCACAGUUCGUCAGGAUCCUCUCAAGCACAAGGAAAAAUAAUAUGAAAGUCUUGCCUAAUCUUGGGGGUUGCUCUGUCCGAAGUCGUUAUGGAUGUCAGUUUAUUUCCCCCUCUCUCUCUUCGACAAUACGAAAUACCACCAACGAAAGAGUUUGGGACCAAGACUCGGAGGAGGCGGUGCAAAGCGCGAUAGAGGCGCGAGGGGCGUGUUUCCACAUGGCUCUAGACCCGGACUAUGGGGAGCCUACGUCGGAGGAUGAGCGGUUGGAGGCGGCGGAGGAGUUGGACCCUUACUUCAUGGAUCCCUCGGUCUCGAUCGACCAGAUGUACGACGAAAUCAACGAGGCAUUCGAUCUGGGCUUACUCUGAUCUAUUCCCCCCUCCCCUGAUGACUCCUGGCUCGUGUACCAUCCCAGCGGCCUACAGCAACAGUUCGGUUGGUGCCUUAAUUGAAGCUUCGUUCCCAAAAAUCAAUUCAAAAUACCGCCUCAAAUGUGAUCAUCAUCCUCCCUAUUUGACUCAAAACGCGACACUUAAAACUCUCAACCACUGCCAAGAUUUCACCUUAUCGAUCUUGCCCGAACGCUUGUAUUCAAAUCCAACCCGCUUUUUCUAGGCCAUUUAUAAUCCCGAAAUUCCCAGCAGCAGC